AUGUCAUCUCCGUUCCAUCGCCGCCCCUUUCCUGAUUACCUCCUCGCAUCUCCACUUGCCGCCUUCCUCUACCCCCUCCACCACCUGCUGCUGCGGCUCCGCGGUCCUCCCCGAUUGCCUCCCCCAGACGCCCGUCCGAUUCGAGUGGUUUGCAUCUCCGAUACACACAGCUUGCAAUGGGCCGACGUCCCCGACGGCGACCUCCUGAUCCACGCUGGGGAUCUGUGCAAUGAUGGUAGCGCUCGGGAGAUCCAAGCGGCUGUUGACUGGCUGCGCAAGCUUCCCCAUCCACACAAGGUUGUCAUUUGCGGCAAUCACGACAGCUAUUUCGAUAUCCGGUCGAGACUACCCCAAGAUCGCGAUCAGUCAUUUGCCGCUAUCUCUUCAUCCACAGCUUCCCUCCGCUCUGUUGACGACUUCGAUUCCCCGCACUGCAUCGACUGGGCCGACAUCCACUAUCUUCAACACUCCUCUGUCACUAUAACCUUUCCUCCCACACCUCAAAAUACUUCCCCCUCUGCCGCUCUAUUGGCCUCCCGGCCUCGUUCACUUACGAUUUAUGGUGCGCCCCAAAUACCCGCCAUUGUGCCGUUUGGCCCAGAACACGCAUUCGCAUACCCCGCCCAUCAUGACGCUUGGUCAGGAACCAUCCCCGCAAACACCGAUAUCCUAGUUACCCACACUCCUCCGCAAUCCCAUCUCGAUUUAUCUCCAGUCUAUUCCACCGGCUGUCCAUUCCUCUUGUCAGAGUCCUGGCGCGUUCGGCCCGCGCUGCAUGUUUUCGGACACGUCCAUGCUGCGUACGGUCGGGAGCCUGUCUACUGGGAUGACGCCCAGAAGGCAUGGGAACGCAUCUGCACUUCUCGUCGACCCCGGGCGCCGGGGUCGCGCUUCAACUCUAUUUUUGGACUCCUGCGCGAUCUAUUCGAUGUCUCCGGUUGGGUUGACGCCGCCCGGGUGCUGACAUAUGGCGUGCUAGGGGUUGUAUGGGCCAAAGUCUGGGGCGGCGAGAAUCGGGGUGGAUGGAUGGUGAAUGCUGCAUGCAUGUACCGCGAUUCAGGCCGGCUGGGCAAUAAGCCACAAGUGGUAGUUUUGUAG
This is a messenger RNA of Aspergillus mulundensis, 1098 nucleotides long. RefSeq names its product metallophosphatase domain-containing protein. Gene Ontology annotation, molecular function: hydrolase activity. The coding region runs from base 1 to 1098 and encodes 365 amino acids. The record is from RefSeq and is a predicted model, not a curated record. The transcript has a single exon. NCBI's taxonomy places the organism in Eukaryota, Fungi, Ascomycota, Eurotiomycetes, Eurotiales, Aspergillaceae.